Molecule: messenger RNA, 667 nt
Organism: Aspergillus wentii DTO 134E9
Lineage: Eukaryota; Fungi; Ascomycota; Eurotiomycetes; Eurotiales; Aspergillaceae
Exons: 1
Coding region: 41-493 (150 amino acids)
Source: RefSeq, a predicted model, not a curated record
AAAAAAAAAAAAAAAAAAAAAAAACUUCAACACCAUCAAAAUGGUCGACUACACCGACGACAAGACCUACGGUACCACCGGCACCACCUACGGGACCACCUACGAUGGCACCGCUGGCACCACCGGCUACGGCUCUACAGGCUAUGGCACAACCGGCUAUGGCACCACUGGCUAUGGCACCACUGGCUACGGCACCAGAGGGUACGACACCACCCGGGGCUACGAUACCACCGGUGCUGGCACCACUGGCUACGGCACGACCUACGACAACGGCUAUGGCAACACUGCUUACGACCCCAGCACCGGCGCCUACGAUCAGCACAUGGACUACCGCACCGAUAACUCGCAGCGUCACCACCGCGAGCGUGUGAACCCCAGCGGCACAUAUCGUCACCGAGACGUUGACCGUCGCGACGAUGGCACCACGCGUGUGCACCGUGAAUACGACAACCCUAACACUGGGACCAGCUACCACCGGGACUAUGAGCGGUAAUAAUGGUGGAGCGGAGUUUAUGUGGAUGUUGAUUUUGGCUUGUGUAUAGAUGGGAUGGAGUGGAUAUAUGAGUUAUGAUGAAAAAAAUAUAUAUAUAAAAAAGGCAAAAAAAAAGUGGAAAAGGAUUGAAAAAAGCAGCAAUAAAAAUUUUGUUUAUUAGCGAAUAGAAAAAAU